GGCACGCGGGUAGGUAGGCUAGAGUCCAGAGGAGGGGGAGCAGAACGUGCUGGUGUGUUUUUCCGCUCCUCGCGCAGUGCGUGGGUCUGCGGGUCCGAGGAGGUGCGGAGCACUCGGACUCACUGGACCUCCACAGUGCGCGUGUGAGUGCGGAGGGUCCCUGCUUGGAGGCGGAGAAGAUGGCUGGAGGACGUCUGCUGUUGGGGGGCGACUUCCUGUCGCCGCCGCCGCUGCCCCCCCUCCCGCCGCCGCCACUGCCGCCCCUCCCGCCGCCCCCGCCUGAGCCAGUGCUAGAGCAGUGGCGCUAUAGCCACGAAAGUGACUGGCAGUGGGCUCUGCGGCGUAGCUUCAUCUGUCGUCACCUGCACAGCUAUCCUGGGGCUGCCCUCGACCAGCUCCUCGCGCUCUCCGCUGCCUGGACCAACCACGUUUUCCUGGGCUGCAGGUACAGCCCUCGCUUGAUGGAAAAAAUUCUUCAAAUGGCCGAAGGUAUUGAUAUCGGAGAGAUGCCUUCAUAUGAUCUGAUGCUGUCCAAACCUUCCAAAGGUCAAAAACGCCACCUCUCAACAUAUGAUGGUCAAAAUCCUACUAAAAAGCAAGCCGGUUCCAAAUUCCAUGCGAGACCUCGUUUUGAGCCUGUCCAUUUUGUAGCUAGUAGUUCAAAAGAUGAAAGACAGGAAGAUCCUUAUGGCCCUCAAACAAAAGAGGCAAAUGAGCAAACACGUUUUGCCAGCAUGCCAAGAAACAUCUACCAAGAUUAUACUCAAGACUCUUUCAGUGUACAAGAUGGGAAUUCUCAGUAUUGCGAUUCAUCAGGAUUUAUUUUCACAAAAGACCAGCCUGUAACAACCAACAUGUAUUUUGACAGUGGGAACCCUGCCCCAAGCAGCACAUCACAGCAGGCAAACUCUCAGUCAGCUCCCGAGCCUUCACCUUCACCUUCACAGACAUACCCUGAGUCAGUGGUAGCUGAGAAGCAGUAUUUUAUUGAAAAAUUAACAGCAACUAUCUGGAAGAACCUUUCUAAUCCAGAGAUGACUUCUGGAUCAGAUAAAAUUAAUUAUACAUACAUGUUAACACGUUGUAUUCAAGCAUGUAAGACAAAUCCUGAGUAUAUAUAUGCUCCUUUAAAAGAAAUCCCUCCUGCUGAUAUCCCCAAAAAUAAAAAACUUCUAACAGAUGGUUACGCUUGUGAAGUUAGAUGCCAAAAUAUCUACCUAACCACAGGUUAUGCUGGCAGCAAGAAUGGGUCCAGGGAUCGAGCUACUGAGCUAGCGGUAAAACUCUUGCAGAAGCGUAUUGAGGUUAGAGUUGUCCGGCGGAAAUUCAAGCACACAAUUGGAGAGGACCUUGUGGUGUGUCAGAUUGGCAUGCUUUCCUAUGAAUUUCCUCCAGCUCUGAAACCACCGGAAGACCUGGUGGUGCUAGGUAAAGAUGCUUCUGGGCAGAAUUUUAAUUCUUCUGCCAAACACUGGACCAAUUUUGUCAUUACGGAAAAUGCAAACGAUGCCAUUGGCAUCCUUAACAAUUCUGCCUCUUUCAACAAAAUGUCAGUUGAGUACAAAUAUGAGAUGAUGCCAAAUCGCACCUGGCGUUGUCGAGUGUUUUUGCAAGACCACUGUUUAGCUGAAGGUUAUGGAACCAAGAAAACAAGUAAGCAUGCAGCUGCUGAUGAGGCUCUAAAAAUUCUUCAGAAAACACAGCCCACUUACCCAUCUGUCAAAAGUUCUCAGUGCCAUUCGGGCUCUUCACCCAGAGGAUCUGGAAAGAAGAAAGAUAUAAAGGAUCUUGUGGUUUAUGAGAAUUCUUCAAAUCCUGUGUGCACCUUGAAUGACACGGCGCAGUUUAACCGAAUGACAGUCGAGUACGUCUAUGAAAGGAUGACAGGCCUCCGCUGGAAAUGCAAGGUGAUCCUCGAGAGUGAAGUUAUUGCAGAAGCUGUUGGGGUGAAGAAAACUGUCAAAUACGAAGCUGCUGGUGAAGCUGUGAAAACCCUCAAAAAGACCCAGCCAACCGUCAUCAACAACUUGAAGAAAGGAACUGUCGAAGACGUGAUUUCAAGAAAUGAAAUUCAGGGCCGCUCGGCAGAAGAGGCUUACAAACAACAAAUCAAAGAAGAUAACAUAGGAAAUCAGCUGCUGAGAAAGAUGGGCUGGACGGGUGGUGGUUUAGGUAAAUCUGGUGAGGGCAUCCGGGAGCCUAUUUCAGUCAAAGAGCAGCAUAAGCGGGAAGGGCUUGGUCUUGAUGUAGAGAGGGUCAAUAAAAUUGCCAAGAGAGAUAUCGAACAGAUCAUCAGAAACUACGCCCGCUCGGAGAGCCACACGGACUUGACUUUCUCUACGGAGCUGACUAAUGAUGAACGGAAGCAAAUACAUCAGAUUGCUCAGAAGUACGGCCUGAAGAGUAAGUCUCAUGGGGUGGGCCAUGAUAGGUACCUGGUGGUAGGUAGAAAAAGACGGAAGGAAGACCUACUAGACCAGCUCAAACAGGAAGGCCAAGUGGGGCAUUAUGAGCUUGUUAUGCCUCAGGCAAAUUGAGAUCUUACUCAUUUUGUAAAUGCCAAAUGAGGCUGAUUUAUCAAUUAAAAGAAAUGCUACUUGUUCUCCUUGCAGAGUAUAUUCAUUCUUAACACGUUUCAUCUCGUUCAUUUCAUAUAGUGCUUUAUUAGAUAUUGGAAUCUGAAGAAUUCUGUCCACUUGCAGUAGCUUACUCCAGCUGAUGAUAUUGUGCAGUUACUGUUUGUGUCUUUGAUAUUGCUGUGUCCCUCCGAUUUUAGUAGCUUAUACAAGCAAGUACACAUAUCCAAAUGGAAUUUCACCCUAAGAAAGAAAUUCACAUUUUAAAGGGCAUAGCACAGCAAUCUGCAACAAUAUGUAAAGUCGAUAUUGACUCCAGUAAAACUACAGUUUUAAUUCCAGACAUACUGGAAAUGUCAGAUCAUUUUGUAUUAUCUAUUUUCAUCUUUGUGUGAAGCCAGUUAUAGAAUGUUUAAUAGUAAAUUGUGCUGUAUGUGUAAAUGUACUUAUCAACUAAAUGAUGUAAAACUUUCUUAAAGUAAUUUUAGUGUUCAUUUAUUUAUAACUUCUAUCAUGUGAUUUCCAAAAUAUUGGAAGUGAUUUACUGUAUCUUGUGAUAUAUGGGUUUUAACAAAUUCUAGUCUUCAUGCUGAGAGAGCACUACUUGAGAGAGCAGUUGAAAAGGUUCAAAAACUUUGAUCCAGUCUGAAGAAAGGAAGCUUGAACUGUUUGUUCUUGGUGCCUUGCAGAGAGACUCACAGCAACCCUCCAUUGUAGCUUUCACACGGUUUGGAUGUACCACACAUCCAGAGCAGCCACAGCUGUGGUAGAACUUGGUAAACGACUGAAGAUACAUUGGUGCUUUGAUGAAAAGGUCAGUUGGCUGGUCCCUCUCUCAAAAAGCUUAUUAAGCCCCCAAAGCCAACUUUGUAACAUAUUUAAAACUGCUAUUUUCGCUUAUUUCUGGAAUGUAAAAAAAAGAAAAUGUAUAAAAAGAAUUAGUGUAUGCUUCCUGAAUAAAAAGGAGCCAAA
This is a messenger RNA of Sciurus carolinensis (gray squirrel), 3548 nucleotides long. It is a transcript of the gene Nkrf, whose product is annotated as NFKB repressing factor. Gene Ontology annotation, molecular function: RNA polymerase II cis-regulatory region sequence-specific DNA binding. The record is from RefSeq and is a predicted model, not a curated record. Gene Ontology annotation, cellular component: nucleolus; nucleoplasm. Gene Ontology annotation, biological process: negative regulation of DNA-templated transcription. Lineage: Eukaryota; Metazoa; Chordata; Mammalia; Rodentia; Sciuridae.